AACUGAGUACGAGCAUUUUAAUUUGAUUUUUUAUUUAAAAAUUUUUGUUUAUCGAUUUUCUUUACUUCAUUUACGACUUGUUUGUCGACAAGUCGGCGCUGAGGUGAAGUGGGUGUGCGCGCUCGGCACAUAGUAGAUAGCGUAUCGUCAUUUUCGCAAUAAAACCACUGUGCCUGCCAUUUAGAAUUUUAGAUGCUUUCGAAGCGAUUUGCAGUGUUGUUGCGCGUGUCUCGAGGUGAUCGCGGAUUCUCAUAGAAUUUAACACGCAAGCGAAAAAUUACUUGCGGCAGUCAAGCAGCACGAAGCAGUGAAUCGUAGGCACAUAGUGGGCGCUUAAAGGAAAUCCUUUGAAGAGACGUUGGGUGUAAAGAAAGUGAUUUCCAUUUCGUUUAGAAAGUGAUUUUGGCAAGAAUUUUGAAAAUGUUGCGCGCUUCGUUGAUGCUAAUUCUGUUGGUCUGCCUUAAUGGCUGGUGUGCGGCGCAAAUUACACUGAAAGCUGAGUUGCCGCAAUUGCCCGAUUUCAAACCAGUCUCUGAAUUGCCUGCCGAUAUACCGACCUGCGAGCAGGGUGACAUCAAUAUCAAUGAGUGCAUCAAACGCGCCUUCCUACAAAUCACACCACGACUAAAAGAUGGCAUCAAGGAUUUGAAUAUACCGCCCAUGGAUCCGUUCAUUAUUGAACGCAACAACAUUGAAGUGCGCAGCGGUUUUGCAACGGGGCGUGUGCAGGUACGUAACGUACGUAUAUUUGGCAUCAGCGAGAGCAAAGUGCAGAAGGUAGAUUACCGUAUGGAUGGCGAUAAAGUGAGCAUGGGAUUGGUUACACAACUGCCGCGUCUCUACCUUGAAGGCAACUACAAAGCGGAUAUGACGAUAAACGAAUUGAAAAUGACACCGAAGGGUUACUUCAAUGUGACUAUGACCGAUCUUGUCUUGAGCUCUGAAUCGGAAGGUGAACUUUAUGAGCGCGACGGUCACACAUAUCUGCGUUUGACAAAAUUCAAUUUUGAACCGGAAAUCGGUGAUAUGCAAAUUUAUGCCAGCAAUCUUGUGCCCGAUCCGGCAUUAAAUGCCGUUAUUUUGGACUUUGUUAAUCAAUACUGGCGUCAAGCCUAUAAAAUCAUGUUGCCACAGACGCGCAGCACUUGGGAGCCAAUGUUUUUGAGCGUUAUGAAUUCAUUUUUCGGCGCAAUACCGUUCGACUUAUUCAUUAAGAAGAACUAAAUAUUAUUAAAAAAUACUCAGGGAAAUAUUAUAAUUAUUAAUUGUAAAUAAAAAUAUAAAUAGUAUUAAGUGUAUAAAAUAAUAAAUUUAUAUUUGUUUAUAUAUUUGAUUGCGAAAUGUUUUUCUUUAUAUAUCUACUUACAAAUAAAGUGUACAAGUAUUACAAUGCUUUUGAAAAUA
This is a messenger RNA of Bactrocera oleae (olive fruit fly), 1404 nucleotides long. RefSeq names its product circadian clock-controlled protein daywake. The record is from RefSeq and is a predicted model, not a curated record. NCBI's taxonomy places the organism in Eukaryota, Metazoa, Arthropoda, Insecta, Diptera, Tephritidae.